Microthlaspi erraticum is the source of this 237-nucleotide messenger RNA. The record is from the annotation of a GenBank genome assembly. NCBI's taxonomy places the organism in Eukaryota, Viridiplantae, Streptophyta, Magnoliopsida, Brassicales, Brassicaceae.
AUGGUUUCCUUCGAAGUCGGCUUGGGUGGCCUGGCUUGGGAUCCCGACCGUGGCUGCAGCGACCCCGUGGCGACUUCUCCGGUGAAUUGGCCCGGCGGAUCUGGACCUGACGAGGACAGGGUCUGGCGCAGCGGAUCUGUGAGGUGGUGUAGUGCUCCGGUAGAGGUGACGUGUGGCGAAGAAUCCAUCAGACGUUUCCCUGACUUUUUGCUGCUCGCUAGGGGAGGGCGGUGGUGA